Messenger RNA from Cinara cedri, 13437 nucleotides. The record is from the annotation of a GenBank genome assembly. NCBI's taxonomy places the organism in Eukaryota, Metazoa, Arthropoda, Insecta, Hemiptera, Aphididae.
GGCGGCGCGGCCGCGGCACACCUGGUACUUGUGGGCGGGCACCACGCGGCGGCGGUAAGAUUCGACGACUCCGUGUGCCCGACAAAAAACCCAUUCCUCCGUCGACGUCCGACAAAACCGCCAGCGAAGACCGCGACACCACGUGUAAAAUAAUAAAUCCCGCGCUCACGCGAUUUACGAUCGUUUAAUGUCCAGCGCUUGCGCUCCGUCGAUUUCGUUAUUAACGCGAUUGUCGAGAAAAAAAGAAGAUUUCGACGGUAAACUUAAGUUUUACGGUGUUGUCAUGUCCCGUAUAUUAUUAUAUGGAUUUUGAUGACAAUAGUAUUAUUGUCAUACUCGCUUGAUACUCAUUGCGAAACCGACGGAUGAGUGUGUAACAAUAUGAUAAAUGGAGAACGGAUCUCUGCAAUCGUCCGCUACUUUCAAACUGAACAUAAUCUCCCGUGAGUACAUAUAUCCACCUAUCUAAAAACCGUAUAAUAAACGCGGGCCGUGCGUUAAACGCAUUGAAAAACUAUGGUCCCGCGAACUCUUUGGUUCCGGGGAAGAUGGGCAUAAGUCAACGUUGUAUAGUUUUCAAUAUGAGCGAAUUUAAUUUUGAAAAUUACCAAACGGCAUAAUAUUGGUAAACGAUUAAAUUGCUAAAUAAUAAAUAUAUCCCUUUAUUUUUUUUCACUAAACAAAAAGGAAAUUACAGUGACUCGAGGCAAAUCAAGAUUUUUAGUUUUCAGUGUAACAUGCGUUAGAAUACAGUAAGACCAAAAAUUAAAUGGGCAAAUUAGAAUAAGACAAAUUUAUAUAAAAAGUAACGCCCACAAUUAACUUAAGUCCAUCUCCUUAGGGGCCAAAAAGUAUGCGCCGAAAAAUUACGGAAUAUACAUUAAGAAUAAAUUACAUGUUUUUGAGUUUUAAUAUACCUUAUAUGUGAAAAAAAUGCACUACAUUUUCAAAAAUAUAUUUGGAAAAAAAUCUAAAAAUAUUUGAAAUAUUACUAAUGCAAAUGAUAAUAAUUAUGAUAUUAUCGCCUAUAGUAGGUACUUGUUACCAUCAACAUAUAUUUAGUUAGUUUAUUAAACAAUUAUAUAAAAAACCUUACAUGUACCGGACAUCCAAGGUAACAGAAACGAAUCUACGCAAUUAAAAAUCACUCGAUCUGGCUUCUGUUUAAGAACCGGCAUGUUUCAUUUCCCUUCAAAAGGCAGCGGCUAGGUAUUAUUAUAUAUUGUAAUAGCUUUAUAGGUAACAUUUUGAAAAUAUUGUAAAUAAUACCGCUAAAGGAUUAAAUAACGUCUGAAAAAAAAUAUACAAAAUUGAUUUUAUUCAAAAUAUCUAUAGAUAAUACAAUUUAUGAUGAACCUCGUAAUAAAUUUUCGAUUAUUUUUGGUGUAUCAAAAUAAUUUUACCUAGUUAAAAAUUAAAAAUUAAAAAUAGCUAUAAAAACUUCAACGAUUUCCAGUAUGGUUUAAUAUCGUUAUCACGCCAAGAAAGGACCAAUAAAAAUAUUCGAAGAAAAUUGCAAGUCCUCUCGAUUUGCAUAGUUAGUAUAGUUGGACAUAAAAACACGUAGAAAUGUACAUUAUUGUGAAAAAUAUAAGAAGAACACAUAAUUAUAAUGGUGUUGGCUAUUAGAAUAAUUGCGAAUAGUACGCGCAAUUUCUGAUCAGAUUUCAAAUAGCUUUUCUAAUGAACAUAUUACGUGUUUACACAGGUAUAAGUCCGUUUCGAAACCCCGCGAUAGAAUUUAACCGAUCGAUUUGGACUCGAGGAAAAAAACGACGCAAAUGCAAAUAAUGCGUACCUUUAUUAUAUUAUAUAGAAAUCUUAGUAUUUUAUUACGGAAUUAACGCGUUAUUCCCUUUCUAAAAGUACAACGAUCGCCGCGAAACCGUAUAAAAAUAAAACCGUUUAAUAUAAUACGAAAUAUAAUACGCGAUUUGGUUUAAAGAAAAAAAAAAUUUAUUGCGGGAAUACCUAUAUAGGUACACAAUGUUUUACGUUAACAUCGUUGACCGAAACGUUCACGGGUCGCGUAAUAUGUGAAACACUUAGACUGGAAAAUAAUUGUUUAUUAAAAAAAUAAUCAACGUAAUAGUACGAGUAUCUAACCAAAUGUAUAAUCUGAUUAAAUACGUCCAUUAAUUGGUUAUAGGUACCUAUUAUAUUUAUUUGUAAAAAAAAAAAAUACAAACAAAUUGUGAUCCAGUGUUAUAAUAGGUAUGCAGCCGUUUAAAUCUUUAUAUGAAAUCUAUUUUAAAUAAUAUUAUAGAAAGUCCGUGUAGUUUGAUUAUAAUUGUGAGUUCUGGUAGAAAAAAAAACAUAUAUAAGUGUAGUACAAUCUAUUUAAUGAAAAUACAGAAAUAAACUAAAUGAGAGUAAAUAUCUAAUUGUUACAUAAUAUAUAACUUAUAUUAAUAGGCAGUGCAUAUUAACGAUUUGAAAAGUAAAGUUUAAAGUUUGUUUUAACUUUUGAUUUUUUUUUUUUUUUUUUACUCAAUUCAUUUUAUUCACUUUAACUGUUAGAUUAAAAAAAAAAAAAAAAAUUAGUUAAUUUUGAAUUUUUUCUUUAACGCGAUAUUAAAUGUACAAUUUAUCCUGGCUAUACUAUACAGCUAUAAUCCGACUGAAAUGUUGGCUCAUGUUUUUAUUGUAUUUCUCUAAAAAAAAACCAUCUGGAAAAAAUCAUCUCGAAUCUCCGAAAAUCACGUCAAGUUGCUCUUUUUAUGGAUUCUUUUAAAAACCGCAAAAUACGAAAAAAAUAUUUUACAAAACUAUCGGUGAAAUCAAAAUGAAAAAGUUUAUAGAGAAUUCACCAAAACAGAUGUGCUUCUGAGCACAUAGAAGUCACUGAUAUCAACCCAACUGGUUUUCAAUGAUUCGUUUACGAGUACCUAAUACUAUCAAUCUUAUUAAUUUUUGAUUAGCCCUCAUCAAGCUAUAAAAGAUGUAUAUAUAUAUAUUAUGUGAUUUGGCAGUUAAAAAAUCCAAUACUUGUUAUCAAUAUUAAUUUAAUUCCAAAUAUGCAAACAAAAUAUCACCAUUUAAUUCGACAUGACGUGAUUUUUGGGUAUUACUGAUAAAACCAGUAAUUAUAAAUCGCAAAAAAAAAAAACAAAACAUGCCAAUGCAUAUCAAUUUUAGACCUGUAAAUAAAAUAUAUUUUAUUUUACAAGAAUACCGAUAUAGAAACCUGUCCAAUAACUAUAUACUCGCAUAGAUGUUCAUAAGGUGAUAAUUAUUAUUAGACGCCGUUGACCCGUGUUUAAAUUGACUAAUAAUAUUAUAAUAUUGUUAAACGCUGCGGCGGUGUUUUCAUACGAUCUUUUUUAAAGAUAAGAGGAAAUCGAUAUAACCGGUACGAAAUCGAACCGAAUAAAUAUUACAAUAGGUAUGUAUUUGCUGUCGUAAGGCAGCGGUUCCUAAACUAUUUGUAGGUCGGUGUUCUUUUUUCGGAUCAAAUUCACCCACGAUGCUCUUGCUAUGAACGCCACGAGGAACACACGAAUAAAAAAUUAAAGGGGAAAUCUAUAAUGUUAACGAAAUUCCCUUGAGUAAACCGUUUUUGCACAUUUCUACGGUUUUCAAGUCGUCUAAUGUAGAUAUUAAUUUAAAAUCAAAAUCGAAAAUACAUCCACGCGUGCUGCAGCAAUCUGCAUAUACCAAUACUUUUUCGUAUUAAUUCAUAUAAUUUCCAUUAUCCAUAAGCCUAUAAAAUGUUAUUGUACCUUAAUCGACUGCAGAAGGAAUACGGCCGGUUCGUGAUGGGAAAUAUUUAAAUAUCGUCUACAAUAUGGUUUGAUUAUGGCUUUGAAAUAUAAUUUCUAUAAAACACGCGUGCAAUAUUACGUAGGCAUAGUGAUAAACGAAGAAGCUAUUAAAUUUUAAGGUUAGGUCUGAGGCAAUAAUAUACUGUGGCGGCAGUGCGUUUUGUUAGCAUAAACCCUAAUCGCGUAAUUAUCGCACGGUGUUUAUGGCUCGUUCGUGAUCGUCACUCCGACACGCACGUUUCCCGAGCCCACCAACAGUGCCCGAGCCCACCCUUUCGUGUCGUUUACAUAUCCGUGUUAUCAUAGUAAAAUUCAGAACAGAGAACAAUCCAAAAUUAAUGUCGUGACAUUCGACAGUAAUCCGAAGAAAAAACAAAUCGUUAACGUAGAAAAAAAAAAAAAUACAAACCAUUUUUAAAUCUGUAUAUAUUUUCCCGAUCUUUCUGUAAACAAAUUGUUCAAAUCUUUAAUGUUUUUCACACUCCGGUAUUUAUUUAUUUUAUAAUCUAGCGUAAAACCUAUUAAUUACAAGAUAUGUUUUUUUCUCGGAAACUGCUUUCGGUUAUAGUAAAUGUUCCUGGUUCUUCGUAUCCUCUUAAACCUUAUAACACUUGGAUGACUUUUCGCCCGGUUGUAGUGACUUUAUUUGACAAUUAUUAUUCAUAAAAAAUGACUAUUCAGUGGUUUUACUUUUGUUGAUUUCCGGGUUACAAGCGGGAAAAUAUAUAUGUAUACAUAUAUAUAUACAUAUAUGACAAAUAGAUAUAUACAUAUAUUAUGUAUAUAUGCUUAAUAUAUUAUAUAACCUUACAUACAAUUUACCAAAUACAACGAUUUACCGUUGCUUUCGGUACAUAAACGAAACUUCCUCAUGUGCUUUCACGGUCCCAAAUUUCCACCUGCCACAGUAACCCAACCAAGGUGCGAAGUAUGUCUGACUUUUUUUAUUAAAUUGCGCAACAUUGGUUUUAAAAUGACGUUUGCGUUUACCUUUUUUUUUUAAAAAUUAUUUUUACCAAACUAAAGUUGUUUUUAAUAAUCUUAUAAAUAUUCCGACUGGAGUUCAGUAAACUGGUGAGGUGUUUUUCCCCGCGUGUUCAAAAUAACCUAAAACCAAUAAAAAUAAAACCGAUAAUGAAUCGUUAUUAGUUGUCAGUUUUUUAGUAAAACUGUUGAGAAAAUUUUUUCAAAUAAAGCAUAUCAGUUGGUGAAAUAUCCACAUCGUUUUGAAGGUAGAGCAUGAAAAAACCUGUGCAUUUCUCAUAACCAAAAGAAUUUAAGUGUAAAAAAAAAAAAACGCUUUUGUAUAUUUUUUUGUUAUUAUAUUCAUGCCUGAUUACACCAAAUAUUUACACAGAGAUAGAUUCGUUCAUCUAGAGUUAAAAUAAAUUCUAUUGAUAAACCAUGUUUUAAAUUUUAUCUGUUGAUAAAAAUGUAUGUAUAGUUAAAUUUCGUUAUCAAUGUUUUGAGUUGUUGUGGUGAUAAUAGAAGACAUUUGAUAAUAUUAAUAUUAUUAUUAUUAUAUUCAAGGUGUUAAUUUUAUACCUAGAUUAUAUUAACUAAUAUUACGUAUUUUUUUUAUUUUAGUAAAUUCUUUUCUUGUUUUUCUGACUGAAUAAUUUAAAUUAAUAAUUAACUUGAUUUAAAUGAUCGUCAGAUACAUCAGAUAUGUCUGAUGAAAAAAUAAUUUUAGAAAUGUUUAUGAGACUUCUAAAACCUAGAGUGAUUCGUGACAGGUAUAAUUCAAACAAUUUAGAUGAUUAUGAAUUUAAAUAUUUGUUUGAUUUUGAUAACGAGUUUUCUGGUAAUAACCUGAAUAUAAAACAAUGGUUGAGUAAAACUUUUAAAUUCAAUACAUGUUAAAAAUUUAAUUUAUAAACCGUUAGUUAUCAUUAUAUAAAUAUUUAACUUUUUAACACUAGAUUUAUCAAUAGAUAACGACAAGUUUGGUACAACCGGGUAUUAGAGUCUAAAAAUAAUUGAUCAAAUUUAAUUUCAACUCUUAUCAUUAAUUAAUUAUAUUGAAUUGGAUCAAUAAUUUAUUUUGUAUUAUUCGUAAAUGGCAGUUUUGUAAAGGCACGUGGGUGCCGAUAACUGUAUAUAUUACUCACCCUAUACACGAUUAAACUAUUUCCUAAAUUGAUUUUAUUAAGCCAAACCCUUUUUUUUAAUUUCGAUAUUGGUUCAACGAAUCGAUGAUAAAUUACUGCUGCUGGGUGAGUUUUUUUUUAUUAUUAUUUUUCGUUCGGUUUUUAUUCGGGUGACCUAUUAAUAAAUAUUAACGUUAUAUUUUUUUUUAAAAGUGCCUUCACCCAUCGUAUAAUAUAUCUGUAAGUUUUACUACUAAACUACUAAAGUAUAAAAUAUCAUAAUAAUAUAAUCACGUGUGUUUUUAUUUUGGUUUUUAAAUAGGCAGGUAUAAUAAUAGUAUGUUUUUUGUGUAGGUACCUAAUUGCAAUACCGGAACAUAUGAUUUUAUUGCAUUAUAGUCAAUAAUAAUAUUAUAUUAUACAUAAUUUAUUGUACGCAUAAUAAAAUAUUAAAUAACUACUACUGUAUUGUACAACGAUAAACUGAUAAAUGAAACAUACAAAUAUUAUUCAAUUUUAAACACUGUGUACCUAUAACUAUAUACGAUCUAUGGCAUAAUCGCUGCAAUAUAAACAUUACAAGUAGGUAUAUAAUAUUAUUUUAAUAAUAUUCUAGAAAAAAAAAAACAAAAAACCAGACAUGCCUACGUCGAUUUCGCGCCAUAAUAUUUAUAUUUCAUGUAGGCAACACUUUUGGACGUACUACAAGGGCACUGCACGCAGAUACGGCUAUGUGCAUUAUAAUGUAUUAUGCUGUAUAAUAAUAAGGUAUAGUUCUUAUUUAAUCCAACGGUGCGAUUGUAAUAAUUAUCAUCAUAUUUAAUGUUAUUUAAGAGCGUUAAAAAUAUUUUGGGAUUAUCAAACCCCUUUUGGAUCGUGUCGUAUAUUAUUAUUUAUUAUACAUGAAUUAUUUGACGUAUCAUAAAGGCGUCAAUAAGGAGUAACAAGGGUAUCGUUCUGCUCCCCCUGCCCCUAAAAAAAUACUUACAUUUUGAAAAUAUAUUGAUAAUGUCUGAUAUUUAUCAAUCGCGUCUUAAAGAAAAUUAUUCGUUUUUACUGUAGUAAGUUUUGACUUGUAGUAUGAAGUAAAAAUAUCAUAGUCAAAAUAUUUGGUGACUAUUUAUGUAGGUAUACAAAAUAAUAAUAUAUUCUGCGAUAGUGUAAUAACGUAAAUUAUUUUUCUCUAUGAAAUUUGCUUUUAUAAAUUAUCUUUAAUCGCCAUAAUAAUGGUAAACUAUGAAAUUGGUUGUAUUUUGAGUAAAAAGGUGUUAAAUAUAGGAUUACAGAUAUUAGUGAGCGAAGCAAUCAACAAAUUUGUCUACUUUCGAAAAAUAAGUGGAAUGCAAAUUUUGUAGUUAAUUUUUUUGGUUUAGAAUUUUUUGACUAGUGAUGCCCAUGUAACGUAAAAUAAAUAUAUUUUUUUUUAAGAAUAUUUUUAAGUUCAACAAGUUAUUUAUUCCAUUUAUUGACACUUUAUUUUAAUAAUUUAAUGACAGAUUUAUAACCACAGAAAUAUAAUACCUGAUUUUAUUUUCUCGUUUUUAAUCAGUAUUACGAUUGAAAAACACUCAAAGAUUUUAGAGAAUUGUAUUCAAAUUAUAUUGAACCAGCCGUUAUUAAAACAAAGGUGAAAAUAUGAUCCUUUGGUAAAAAUAGGGGGUACCUGCAUGGUGUUCCGGACGUUCUUCAUGAAUAUAAUCUAGAACUAUUUUCAAAUGUGUUGAAACUCCUUUAGAUUUCCGUGACACUGCUUGUUCCAUAUUGUGAAUCCGAGAGAAGUGUUUCUGCAUUGAAAAUAAUUAAAUCACAUCUUCGAAAUUCUAUUGGUUAGUCUCAACAUUAUUGGUUAAUCACAUUAAAUAUUCACCACGAAAUUGAAGUAACUGUUAAAGAUAUAAUAAUUAUUAUUCAUUGUCAUUCAAUAAGAAACGUCACAGUACUUAUUUGAUUCGACAAUGAUAAUUUAUUAUUGCAAUGAAUUUAAGUACUUUUUUUAAAUAUAUAAAACAUAUUUAUAAAUACAAUUUAUUAAUAAAACGGUCUUAUUAUUAGUGUUAUUAAUUAAAACUUUCCGUCUACUUUCAAAAUGCUAGUUACUCCACUGAGUCUCGUUAUUUAUACGCACUUGUUAAAAGAGCGUCAUAAUUGAAAAUUCGUCGUCUCUCUAUCCCUAAUAAAAGCAAACGUAGCAAAAAUGCGUUCAAACAAACGAAAAUGCCUUUAAAAUCGUUUUUAACGAUAAAAAAACUAUAAUAAAAUUUUCGGGCGACAAUAUUUCGCCUGAAAUUCACUGUCGAUUUUGUUUAUAAGUUUAUACUGAUUUGAUGCGAGUAUACGUCGUAUAUUUAUGAAGAAAUCAUAAUUUCUCUUGAUUUGAUUAAUUGUACCUGUGCAUAUAGAACCAAAACAUCCGAACGGCCGGCGACCGUUGAAUCUGUUCUCGUUCAUAACGGCCACGGCGAGAGACGGGUCCCAAGUGACGGAAAAACGUCUGCGAGAUAUUUCCGAAGAAUUAAAGGACAAACUGAUAAAAGGAACCGCGUUGAAAUGCAAGGAGAAAAAUGGUAAAUAUACUAAUUAGUUAUAAUAUUAUGUUGACACACGCCUGAUACACCUACGUGUUAUAAUAAUAUUUCAAAAAUACCGGUUUUUUUUUAUACUUUUGUACUAUGAAUAUUACGUACGUUCUAGUCGUCUAUCCCAUCAUUCAUUUUACCGAGGACCGAAAUUCAUUGAUGUCCGUGUUACAAGAUCAAAAAGAAUUAAAUGAACAUUUCAAAUUACACGAAGGUGAACAGUUUAAUACUUUUAUUAUAUUGUACAGGUACGUAGUUAUGUCUUAUAUGCGUAUGAAAUCCGGUAAAUAAUGACGAAAAUUUAUGAAAAAACCUUACUACAUGUCAGAAUAUUAAUCCGGGUGAUGAAUUGAUCACGGCACAUAUGUAUUUGAGUCGAGUGAAUUUACGUUUGUAAAAUAUAAUAACGUAGUGAUUAAUUAAAAUGAAUCGAUUCCAACAGAUAAAAAUAAAAUUGUUCUUAAAUAUUCUAUAUUACACAGUCACCGAGUUGAAUUAAAUUUAUUAUUUGAACUAGGUAUUAAAAUUUCACAAUAUUAAUAUAAAACGAUGAUUAAAUAAACGUGUCUUACAUUUUUAAUCAGAUAAAUUGAUAAUAUUAAUAAAAAAAAAUAAUAUUUCUCAAUGCUGGGUAACUUAAUGGAUAAUAUUAACGCGGAUAAGUUAAUACCAUUGAAAAAUACUUAACGAGUAAAUACGUUUAAAAUUGUUUUAUUGAUAUAGUAAGUAAAGUAAAAAAGUUAAUUUGAAAAUGUAAAUGAAUGUAUACAAGUUUUUUUUGUUGUAUAGUGAGAGUGAUUUAAACUAGAAUUUUUUUUUUUUGAGAAUAUCGAAUUAUUUAAAACUCAGAUCUCCACAUACAUUGAGUAAAAAAAAAAAAUUAUUAAUACGAUACUAUUUAAAUAGGUAGUGUAAGAUAGAUAUUAUAUUAAAAUUAACUGUAUAGGUACUGGAUAAUAAAUAUACUAAAUAGUAACGGUGUAAUGGUAGAAUUUAUAAUUUACCUAUAUACUUUAUUAGUUGGUGAAAAAAAUUUAUCCAAAAUAAGUGAAAUAAGUUAAAUAAACAGAGUACUAAUUUAAAAGCUAAAUUAAAAAGCAAAAUUGACUAUACAGCCUUGAAAAAUACCUUCUAAGAAUAAUAAUUAUUAUUAUUCACGCGGUCUUAUUAAAAUGAUAAAUACGUUCACAGUAUUUUUACUUUUUAAAAUCUCUCAUUUCAUUUCGUCAUGAUAACGUUUCUGAAUCGUAUAGAAUAUAAUGAUGUUUCCGGAUGAUUAUUUAUUUAUUUGUUUUUUUUUUUUUUUUUUUUUUUUUUUUGUUUAUCUCGCAUCGAAAUCUUUUAAAAUCCCCCGCCGUCGAGUGUAUUUAUGCAUUCUCACGCUUUUUUUUUUUUAAUUUUUAAUGCCACUCGUGAAUAAUGCGUUAUAACUCCAUUACGACUUACGACAAGUCAGUCAUUUAAGCCCGAGUAUUUAUUUUUAUUGCGUAGAAUAGGUUUAGGUACCUGGUUAUACAAGCGUCGUAUCUACACGAGGAGAGAGGUUUUACACAGACCGUUUUCAUACUAAAAUAUAUGUUUUUUUUUUUUUUUUUAUAAAUAAAUAAUUACGCUUUAGUCAACGCGUUUGGUUUUUGAUUAGCAGGCGUUUACCGGGAAAUCAAAAGUAUCGAAUGCGAAGACGGAAACGGCCCGUUCGUAACGACUUCCGCCAGCGUGUCGUACAUUGUUUCAGGAUUCAAAAUUCUCGACACCAGUUUCGUGGAGGUAACUAAAACAUUCAGAUUCAGUAAUAUCGUGUACUAUAGGGCGCAGUCUUACACCUGCUCGUGUUUCCUACUGGCGAAUAUUACUUGUCAUCUACAAUAUAUUAUGUUCGGGAUUUUUGUUGAAGGGUAACAUAAUUUUUUAUUGGUAUUUAUCGAUUUUUUGUUGAAAGAAUAUUCAAUUGUUUAACAUUUAGCGAUAACCAAUAUUUGUCUACGUAUACCGGGCGAUUCAUUUAAAUGGGUGCACUCAAUAUUUCGGAAAGUAUUAAUUUUUUUCGAAAUUUGUUUUCUAGAAUAUUCAAGAAACAAGCAGCUCUACAUUUUUAUAUUUAUAUUAAUUAUUGUCACUUUUAUUUUUAGGAGUAAAACCAUUACUUACUUUUGAUUUUUAAAUGGCAACCUAUAUUAAAAAGUUCAUAAAUAGAAGAAAUAUUAUUUAAUAUACAUUUUAGUGUUUAAAUUUUUAAUUUCUGUAAAGUCAUUUACGAAAUUUCACUUUUAAUUUUAGAUUGGAGGAGAGUAGUGGUGCAUUAUUAACACGCCGCGCGCCGUACCGCCACACAAAUGAUACUCCAGUACUCUCCUCCAACCAAAACUUAAAAGUAAAAUAUCUCCUCAACGGAUCGACGGGAAUCAAAACCUUCAACACUAAAAUGUAUUUUAACUAAUACUCCAUUUAUUUAUGACAUUUUUCAUAUAGGUUGUCAAUUGCAAAUCAUAAGUAGGUAACGGUUUUACCCUCAAAAAAUAUGGGUGAUCAAAAAUAAUAUACAUAUAAAAUUGUAGAAUAGCUUAUUUUUUAAAUGUUCUAGUAAACAAAUGCCGGGAAAAGUUAAAAGUUUCCGAGAUAAUGAGUGUACUCAAUUAAAUGGAUAACCUGGUACGUAAAGUAUUUCCGAUUUUAAUAUUAAUAUUUUAAAAUUAGCGAUUGGAUCGACUGAGUGUUUAAAAAACGAUUAAAUGAAAAUUUUAAAAUACAAAAUUGCAUAAUUCUUCAAUUAAUUGGGCAGCGAUGAAAUUUUAUCAUGUAUUCAUUCAUAUUCCAUAGAUAAACGGAUAGUUGUGUUUUAAUAAAAAACAUGAAAACUCUCAUAAAUACGAAUGUAUGUACUUGUAUUAAUUAGUUUUAAUUUUAAUUCUUCAUAAACGUUGGAUUUUAAUAACUUAAAAUAGUCUAAAUUUAACAAAUUAUCGAAAAAAUUGUUAAAAAAUACAACUUAUGAACAGUAAAUUCUGAAAAUGGUAUUUAAAAAAAAAUAAUAAUAAUAAUAUAAGUAGGUAUAUAAUACCUAUACUGUUGCAGUUAUUCUGGUAGGUGCCUACACACGCGGCGAGACACCCUGUAUUAACACACAAUAUAACGGUUAAAUGGUUUUUGUUAAUAUUUUUGUAUCAAACAUCAAUCAUUCGUCGUUGUAUAUAGUUUCGUCGCGGCAACAUUUGAAUUAUUACACUAAGAUGAUUAAUUUCAAAUUGAAUAUCAAAUUAUUACAAAUAAUAACACGCGGUGUUAACAGCUGGCUGCGUACAACAGUCAUCUGAUAUCCAUUACGAUAUCCACAUUUAUUUUUUUUUCAAACAGACAUUAAAUGAUGGAUAUACUUAAUGGCUCUAUCUCUCUCUUUCUCUCGAAAUAUAGAUCAUGUUGUAUACCAAUAUACUGUCUUAGAUAAUAUAUUUUUCGAUUUAUCUUAUUAACUAUAUUUAAUAAUUAUAUUACUAUUUGGAUAAUUUUAAACUCGAUUUUAUUAUGAAUAUUUGAUUUAUAUAGGUAAUGAUCGAAUCCUGGAAGGAUUGGACUGGCGCCAGGCACAUAUACCUCCACAUCCCAUACGAAUUGGGACUACAGAGAAUUUCGCUUUUGAAAAAAGUGGCCCCCGAUUCGUUGAACUCUUUCACGUACGUUGUACUUGCCGAGUGCCUGAACGUAAACACGGAAGAGAAAAAAGUAAAUUAAUAUUCAGAACCACGAUUAAAGAUAAUAUAAAUACACAUUAUACUGGUUGACAAUUGAAUCGUGAUAAGGUGAUCAUAUUAUCAGCGAACUUACUGAACUGGAAUUGGCACGGACGCUCCAGGUGUAAAUAAUCUCAACUAGCCGAACUAAUAAAUAAAUAAAAUUACAAUUUCUCAAUUUAAAUUUAUAAGAAUUAGGAAGAUGCGCAUAUAUGAAUGAUAAUUAUUUAUUUAACAACUUAGAAUAAUAAAUCGAAUACAUUUGUCAUAUUCUAGUUUGAACAACGUUACAGGUGCUAGUAUCUAAAUCCACUAUAGGUACCAGCUGACUUUUUAUAGUCAGUAUGGAUGAUCUUACAUCAUUCCUCAUGUUCCUUAAUUUAUCAGUCAAGACAUCACUGAUAACAACCAAAUCUGGCCCAUCAUAUCUCAUCAACCGACUUGUGAACAAGGUGAAUGAUUAAGCCAUCGAUUGUAUCAUAGAUAAAUUAAGGAACAUAAGGAUUACAUUGAGCAAGGGCGGACUGGGAAUACAAAUCAACCACAUUGAAACUGGAAAUUCAGCCAAAAAUAUUGAAUGUCAAGAGUAUAGUAGUAUGAUCCACAACUAGUAUUUAUGUUUUUUAGUUUUUAAUUUUUUAGUUUUUUUUGAUGUUUCCACUCACUUUUUUUUAAUUACCUACUUAGUUACAAUUACUAUAGAAAAAAAAAGUAAUAGUAAUAAUAAUUUAUCAACCCCAAAUAAUCCAAUCAGCUCAAAUUGUUGUCAGUUCAGGCAAAGAUCACCCACCCGCCACCCUAGCCAAUCCGCUCCUGACAUUAAGUAGGUAAUAGGACUGAUACGUGCAACCGGCAAUUUAUUAUCUUUAUUCGUGUAUGAAACAUAAACAAAUUGUACUUAUUUUAAAUAUUUAUCAUUAUAAUAAUUUGUACAGAUGAUACUGUUGGAUUUCGUUCAACGAAUGAGAGUGGAAAAAUUCUUAUCCGGUUACCUGUCCGUUUACGAGCUCCAUAAAACUUGAUCGACGACAUUAAGAACUCUAUGAUGACGCGUAAUACUAUAAUUUGACUCUAAUAUAUAGUGUAUAUUUAAUGUCGUUUUUUUUUUUUUUUUUCGUAAAUUAAGCUUAUGUUAUUUUUUUACGGUUUUUUGUGAUUCAUAAUAGUUAUAUACUGUACUAUAUGUUAUAAUAUUAUUGUGUUGAAACAAUAAACCUAAUAACCAUGUAGAUUGCUAUUUAUAUAGUAUAUAAUUGAAAUAAACAUACAUUUUUUUUAAUAA